UGCCAACAAAUUUACUGACGUGUGCGUCCGUCAAUGGCGGAUGUUGUGAAAAAUAAUGUUGCACGUAAAAUAGGUGUCAACUUCAUAAAGCCAAAUGAGUUGCUGCGUGGCAUGGCUCGUCAUCCAGAAAUAUGCUGUAUAUUUAUCACAUUUAUGAUAACAUUUAUUAUUAAAUAUGGAACAAGCUUCAAAAGCAAGCCAGUUACACUGCCCCCGAAGCAACCACAAUACAUGUUUCCUCCAACCUCCUAUGUAUUGGACUCGCCCAGGGGUUCCUUGAUGCCACUCAUAGAAGUUCUUAAUUCUCAAGAAUUUGUGUUUGUCAUGUACUAUGCUCCAUGGUGCUACAAGUCUAAAGCUGCCAGAUCAGAGUUUCUUAAAGCUGCAAACUAUUUCAAAGGGCAGGUUGCAUUUGCUUCUGUGAACUGUUGGUGGCCCGAGGGGGAUUGUAGAAAACGCUACAAAUUUUUAAUGUUUCCUGUUUUUAUGGCUUACCAUACAAAACUAGAUGGAUACAGAUAUUUUGGUCAUGUACGGGCCGAACAUAUGAUUCAGUUUCUAGAAGAUUUAAUUUAUCCUCUGAAGUUGUUGAAUUCCAAAGAUGAGAUUUUAGAACUAGUAGCGAAACACGAGAAUGCAAUUGUUGGUUAUUUCAAUCUUACAUCUCUGAAAGAUGUCGGUGUUUACAGACAGUUUUACUAUGCAUCCAUGCGCAUACAGGAAAGAGAUCCAUUCCAGCCCAUUAAAUUUGGUGUGAUUUCUCAGGAAUCUGUUGCACGUGAAGUCAAUUUGACACAAUGGAAUGAAAUUGUAUUUUUAAGAUUGACUAACGAUUCCUUGUUUUAUCCUUACCCUAAUAACAUCACAAGUUUGAAUAUAGUUCAGUGGGCCUUAGGAAAUAAAGGACAAGAAUUGAUCAAAAGGCUGUCACCAGAGGGCCUAAAGAGUGAAGUUCUAGCCACAGAGAUGCACAAAGGUCCUGCGUUUCUCUUGUUCCAUGCCGAGAGCCCACUGUUGAAGAUUGAACCUGGUCUAAGAGUGUUGAAGGAUGUUGUCUUGCAGUACAGGGAAUGUCAACUACAUCCUUACUUCCGUAAUAUACAAACUCACUGGUCUACUGCCACAUUAAAAAAUCUUCAGUACCACAGAGCUUUGAGUACUUUCUGCCAGCAGCUGAAGCAGGUCAACCGAAUGCAGGAGUUGGAUCUAUCUUGUUGUGUUAGUACAAUCCUCUAUAACUCUAGUCAGAGUCAGAAUGUGUGUAAUGUCUGCCAGUACAGCUCUGCAAAGAGAAAGUGCCAAGUGUUGCCACCCCACUUGCUGUCCCAUGUAUUCGCCUCCCACCAGUCCGACUCAGAUUGCCGGAGUUUCAAUGUGAACUACAGUUGGUUAGACAGACUAAGUUUUUGCUGUUCAAAGCGUGACGGUGCUCACCAGACUGCCCACUAUAUGCCGCAGCCUCGCACAGAAAAAUUGCGCCUGAAUAUAAGCAGCAGUGAUCAGAGAGUGCACUUUUAUAAAGAGGAUGAAGGUCUUGAUCGCAGUGCGCGACACACGUUGGAUGGCUACGUUAGAAAUCACCUGGAGUCACUUCCAAGAAGAUUAUGUGAUAGACUCUCUUUAGAGAGGCACGUGGAUGACAGUGCUGGAGUGUCUGAGACUCUGGCCUCUGAGCUGAGCUCCACUGAAGUGCAGCUCAGAUUGAAACACUUGAGCCAUAUUGGCUGCAGUAGCAAUAAAACUGUCAAUUUCUAUGCAAUAGAUUCUAGGAAUCGCUGGAUGUUUCCUGAUGCCUUGGGCAUUGAGCCCAAUAUGUCCUCAGGAGGACCAACAGCGGUGUUAUUUGACCGAAAGAGUGAGGAACAUUAUAUAUUUAAAGACAAUUUUACUUACAGCAAUACAGUGUCUUUUCUAAUGGACUAUGAACAAGGAUAUUUGAAAAGACACCAACAAUCCAAUGGCUUCCCACAGUCUGUUUGUGAGGUCAAAGGUCAAGUUUGUUUACAAGAGCUUACUUCUGCUACAUUCCUUAGUGCUGUGAAGGAGGAGGAGAAAGAUGUAGUGGUUUUAAUCUAUGCACACUGGUGUGGAUUCUGUCAGACUUUAAGUCACACAUUCCUUGCAUUGGCUCAGUAUUUCUCCACAUCACCUCACAUUGUUUUUGCCAGAAUCAAUGGGGCCACCAAUGAUCUACCUUGGGAAUAUACUUUUGAUUCCUAUCCAGUUAUUGUCUUCUUUUCAGCCAGACACGAUCCAUAUGAUUUGAUUAUAUGGAGAAACAGGAGAAAAGCUGACAGCAUUGUUUAUCCUAGUGAUGAGGACAUGUCACUAACCAAGCUGAUUCGAUUUGUCCUGCAUCAUGCCACAUAUGACACAAAGGUUCGACUGGCCGCUGACGUCUGCUCCACUGCCUGUAUCCAGGCCAACAUUGCCCACAGCAGUCAGGUACUGGAGAUGCUGCGCCUCAGGCAAGCCAGCCUCCAGUCUCAGCUCAGCAUGCGAGAAACUGAUGGUCUCAAAGCAGAAUCAGAUGGUGUGUUGGAUGCAGGAGCAGUUGACAUCCCAAACGGGGGAGAAGAUGAUGGCCCACAUGCAGGAGUGGGCCAUGAAACUGGAGCAGAUGGUGAUCAUAAUGCAAGUGCAGCUAAUGGCCAGAAUGCAGGAGCAGUUGAUGGCCAGAAUAGAGCAACAGUAGAUGGAUCAAAUGCAGAAGCAUCCAAUGGCCAGAAUGCAGGAGCAGCUGAUGGCCAGAAUAGAGCAACAGUUAAUGGAUCAAACGCAGAAGCAUCCAACGGCCAGAAUGCAGGAGCAGCUGAUGGCCAAAGUACAGAUAGAAUAUAUAGCCAGAAUACAGCUAACGCUUAUUCUAAAUUAGAUACAGAUUAUUUAAUAUCUGAGCUUCAAAGGACUACAAAUCAGAUUGAGGCUGUAGAAAGACUGAAAUUGUUCUUGGAGAAACAAACGGAAGUUAUAAACAAAGAAGACUUGGUGAAAAUAUUAUCAUUUGAUUUCCCCAGUGCCUAAAAAUCCAGAAAUCAUUGCAUUAGUGUUGUUGUGAAUUAUUGUUUCUUUUAAUAUGGCUGCCAACACUGUUAUAUUUGUUAUUGAAUGUUUGUAUAAUACUGUGUUUAUUUAUUGUCACUCCUUUCUUUUUGCUCACUCUAGUUUCUUUUCUAAAGUUGGCAAUUUUAUGCAUAUUUUAUUGACAUUAGGAAUGUGAGAGAUAAAAAUUGAGCCUAGGUCAGUUGUUAUUGUUAUUGUUUUCAACCAAAGAGGCUAGAGUACAAAUUAUGUCAUAGAUUUCAGGGGUUUUGUUUUAUUAUUGUAUUGUUUGUAAUUUAAUGGAAUGAAUGAUUGUAGAAUUGGUUUUGUGAAAUAUGCAAGUGUCUUUUUACUUGGAAUCUUCCUGGUACUAAAAGAAAUAUAUGUGUUAUAAAAUAGGUUUUAUUUCAUCAAAAUAGAUAUUUUAAAUAAAAAUUGUAACAGAUUUUUAUUGGUUUGCAGAGAUUCAUGUUAAUAGUGUUUUGAUUUUAAUUUCUCUUCAACCAAAACGUUGUCUAUGAAAUACAAAGAUUGUUUGGACUGGCACCCGGUUCUGUCACAAGAAAUAAACUGAUUUCAUUCUUCACUUUUCGUCUUUUGGAUCAUUAGGACAUCACAUAGGAUUUGUUGACUGUCUCUCUGUUCCUCAGGAUGGAAAUCUUUCAUUUCCGUCUGUUUUCUAAACCCUAAUAGAUGGACUUUAAGAGCAGCCCUUGGUUCCUUUACUGCAUGAACUGAGAUUUUCAAGUCUCUUUUUUCUAAGUACACAUUUUGUCUGGCAACAUUAACCAACACUGGCAUAUCAUUUUAAACACAAUCAUAAUUCUAUAUCAUACAUUUUCAUUCUGCCGUUGUUGUCAGCAUCUAGAGUUUUAUUGUGGUACAUUUGAUGGAAGUCCUAAAUAUUCUAUUUGAUUUACAGUGAAGAUUCUAUAACUAGAAUUUGUAUUUGGAGCCAAAGAUAGCUUGAUUCAAACUGUUUAGGUGUUACAUUAGCUUGUUGUAUGUAUUUUCUGUUAUUUGGUUGAUUGGAUACAUUACUUUCUUUUAAUAUAAAACUGCUCAUCCAUUCUUAUUCUUCUUCCUGUAGCCGAAAUUUUGAUGUUCCUACAUAGUCUUCAGUGCUGAUUAAGGCGAGGUCAUCUGCAUACAUGCUGCUUUAGAUUUUUCUUGGUAGGCUUUGGUUUAGAUCAUUAAUGUAUAUUAGGAACAGUUUUGGGGACAGAACUCCUCCUUGGGGAAUGCCAUUUUUUAUGCCCAUAGUGCAACUUCUUUGCCCUUGCAUGCAGACCAAAGCUUUUCGAUUGUUCCGAUAUUCUUUUAUCCAGAAGUACAUUCUGUGGGAUAUGUGAUGGUCUGUUAACUUGAGUAAAAGGCCUCGUUCCCAGACUUUAUCGAAUGCUUUUUCCAAGUCAACCCAGACAAUCAUUGUUAGCUUCUUACCUUGAGAUCCAUCUUCAAUCUCCUGUGUGAUGAAGUCGAUUCGGUCCUCUGUAGAUCUACCUUUUCUAAAGCCAGCUUCAAUCUCCUGUGAUGAAGUCGAUUUGGUCCUCUGUAGAUCUACCUUUUCUAAAGCCAGCUUCAAUCUCCUGUGAUGAAGUCAAUUUGGUCCUCUGUAGAUCAACCUUUUCUAAAGCCAGCUUCAAUCUCCUGUGAUGAAUUUGGUCCUCUGUAGAUCUACCUUUUCUAAAGCCAGCUUCAAUCUCCUGUGAUGAAGUCGAUUUGGUCCUCUGUAGAUUUACCUUUUCUAAAGCCAGCUUGGGCUUCUGUAAGUGGAUUGUUUGACUCAAGGAUCCAAGUGAGUCUGUUACUUAACACUCUUUCCAUAUGUUUGCGUGUACAGCUGGUGAGGCUGAUUGGCCUGUAGCUGUCUAGUUUGUUUCAUUGUUUGCUAUGCUUUAGUAUCCAUUCAACUCAGCAGACUUCAGACUACUUAGGUCAUUUGUCCCCUGACUCAGUAGGUGCUUACCCUCCAUGUGUUGUCUGACUUCACACAGUUGUUUAGUCCUCGGCUACUGGAUGUGGCUAGAUUUGUAUAGUGUGAUGUUCUAUGUUAAAAGUAUUGCCUUAAGAUGAAAGAUAAACCCUUUUUUUUUUAGUCCGUAUAACUGAUGUGUGGCCUUAGUAUAGUAUCUUAACUCUUUCAGUGCGGCAUUACUCUUAGCGAGGAACUUGGUAUAUCAUAUUUAUUUCACUAUCUUUUUUAUGUUAAACUUUUUAAUUCUCUCUUUUUUUUUGAUUUUUGAAUAUGGGAGUGAUUGUUCUUUGUUUUACAAAACAAAAGACAACACUAUGUUAAUGGUUCCUCUUUUUUAGUUUAUUUUCCGGGACCCAAAAAAUGAAAUAAUACAAUUUCUUAGUGCAUUUGUUCGUCUUUUAUGAAAUUUGAAUUAGUUAAAUGUGUGAUUUUCCAAUAUUUAUGGAUUAAAUGUUUAAUUAAAAGGUUAGUUGUAGUAACUCAUACCCUUUGAAAAUUUGUGUUCAUCACAGAAAACUACAAUUUUUUUUUUCAAAAUAAUUCGCACUGAAAGAGUUAAUACUUCUAGUAAAAUCAUCCACCUGUGUGUUGGCCAUCCCUUAAAUCAUGAGUCCAUGGCGUGCAUUGGGUAUUUAAUGCUUAGUCUGACAGCUCCUUUUAAUGCUCUCAAAAAAAAGAAAGAAAACUGCCAACAUAAUUCUGUAUGUGAUAUCGACAUAGUGCCAGAUUUUUUAAAUAUGGUGCUAGAGACAAAUCAAUCUGGCAGAUCUUUUAAACCCAGACCAAUAAGGUUAAUAAAUACUAAAAAUUUGAUGCCUCUCACCACCUGAUGUCCAUGUGGCCCGCACUGCCCAUUGAACUCUAUUUCUCUUGCUUCAUAUUUUUGAAAGGAAAAUUUUGAGCUUUAGGGAACUUGACCAGACUAUUGGAGACAUUUGUUAUUUUCCCUGGGAGGUGGUAUGUAAACACGCCCAGUAUUGAUGUUUGGCCAUAACAUCUAUGUAUUUGACCUAGUUAACUUUGUUUAAUCUAGUUCUCAGGAAUUUUUUGUGGUCAGUGAAAUUAGUAUGUUAUUGGAAAAAGUUAAUUGGUGUUAUUACUCUCAAUGUCAAAGAUUCUUUUGGUAAUUUAUACGGAGACUCUAGAGAUAGCUGUAGUUAUUGUCAUGCUAAGGCUAAACAUUGUCUAUCACAUUAACGCCAUAAAUUAACCGCCAGUCAGUUCAUUAGCUUGUAUAAUUACUGUUUACGGUGAAUGAUUAAUGUCAUUUAGAAACUCUGCUCUGUUACUGGUAACCGGUUGGCUUUUCUUGAAGAUGUGUUAAAUUUUUAAUUUUAAUAUGUUUAUGUCAUGUUUCAAUUCUUUGUUGACAAUGUUUUUAUUUAAAAAAUUAACCAUACCUUCAUUUCUAUGGUUUGCAUUUUUUAAGCCUUUUUUUGUAUCUCUCUGUUCUGGUUGUUAUUUAUGUGAAUUAUUUCUCUCC
Molecule: messenger RNA, 6503 nt
Organism: Biomphalaria glabrata
Lineage: Eukaryota; Metazoa; Mollusca; Gastropoda; Planorbidae
Product: thioredoxin domain-containing protein 11-like
Exons: 16
Coding region: 34-3024 (996 amino acids)
Source: RefSeq, a predicted model, not a curated record